Messenger RNA from Trichogramma pretiosum, 4263 nucleotides. RefSeq names its product zinc finger matrin-type protein CG9776-like. NCBI's taxonomy places the organism in Eukaryota, Metazoa, Arthropoda, Insecta, Hymenoptera, Trichogrammatidae. The transcript has 11 exons. Gene Ontology annotation, biological process: positive regulation of DNA-templated transcription; negative regulation of DNA-templated transcription. Gene Ontology annotation, cellular component: nucleoplasm. Bases 212 to 3649 code for a protein of 1145 amino acids. Gene Ontology annotation, molecular function: nucleic acid binding; zinc ion binding. The record is from RefSeq and is a predicted model, not a curated record.
CUUUGCCUCCUUGUUGUCCGCCAGUCACAACUUGGGUGUCUGCGACGCUCAACUUAGUAAUCGUUACGAUUUUCUCAUUGCAAGUGCCAGAUAGUCUAGCGCCAACGUAUAUUCCAUCAAUUUCCUAUAAAUGGAAGUUUAUGAUCCAUGACAUAUUGGAAUAAACGCAUUGAAAAUACUAAUAAUUACUAGAUUGAAAUCGUGCUAAGCAAUGGAGAGAAAAGGGCCUAGGAGUCCACCUAGUGACGAUUCUCCAGAUGAUAGGAGAAGGAAUAAAAAGUAUGAUAGAUCUCCAUCGCCUAGAAGAAGAUACAGAAGAUCUAGAACUAGAAGUAGAUCGGUCUCUAGAUCACCCUCUAGUUCCAGGGAUAGGGGAUCUAGGAGGAAAGAAAAUGAAUGGAAGACCAGUGCACCACCGCCACCACCACCACAGACUACCAAUAAAGCUGUAAAUCCACCUACUAAUACUGCUUAUCCUCCAAGACCUGUAAUGCCGCAAUAUACUGCUCCUCCGCCAAAUACCAGUCAACCACCACCACCUAUGCAAUAUCCACAAGGUUAUGCCAAUUACACCAACUAUUCAAACUAUAACCAAGCUUACCCGGACUACUCUGCAUAUCAGCAUCAAGCUGCUCCAGGAUAUAGAAAUGAUUAUCCACCACCUAAUUGGCAAGGCACGGUUCAGUAUAACAGCCAACCACAGCAACAACCGCAGCAACUUCAGCAGCAAGUUACUGUUGCUACAGCAGCAGUGAGUCAACCCCGUGUUGUUGAUCCAACCCAAGCUACAAUGAUGGGCGUUACAACUGCUGGUAGAACUGAUGAUAAAAAAGAAGCGGAACUUAAACAGCAAAAAGCGACACUGGGUAAACAACGAGAGGACUAUGUUAAAAAAUGUUCAACCCUGCAAAGAGAAUUAGAAAUUUUACGCAAACAAUGUGAAGAAAUUGGUCAAGAUGGAGGUCGAGAAAACAAUCGCAUUAUCAAAGAAAACCAAAAACUUCAGGCUGAAAUACAAAAUAAAAUGAAAUCAAUUCAUAAUAUAAUCGACAUGCUGACUGGCAUUAUUGGAGACAAAUUGAGCGUUGAAGAUUUAAAGUUAAAGUACAAACCUGAUUCAAUUAAGCGUUCUAGAAGCCCCAGAGAAGAUAAAUCACUAGUUAAUACGCCUAAUUCUGACAUUCGUGAUGAAGACAAACCAACUUACAACUUUGUACAUUAUGAUCCAGAAAUGCACUGGUGUAAAAUUUGUGAUAUCUUUCCAAAAACUGCCAAGGAAUAUCUUAAUCAUUUGCAUAGUAAUGAGCAUAAGGAAACUUGUUUGGAGCGAAAAAUAGUCGACAUGCCGUGGCAUGACAGCAAAAUUGAAUCUCGUGAAAAAGAAGUUACAUUCUAUCCUGGUCUACCUACGAAAAGAACACCGAUUAAAGGCUUGCAGUUCUUCAGUCCGUCCACAGCUUGGUAUUGUAAAUUAUGUCAUGCAUGGAUUGGAGACCUUCAUUGUGCCAGUUUGCAUUUGAAAUCUCGCCGCCAUUCAGAAAACUUCAGUCGAUUUGUCGAUCAAAAUCCUCAUUGGGAAACUGAUUGGAUGGCAGAUCGUGAAAAAGCUUUUUCUGAAGACAAAAAUAAGCAGAUUCAAUUAGAAAUUCAAAAACAAAGUGAUAGUAAAGAAUCUAAACCAAAAAAAUCGAAAAAGGCUAAAAAAGCUAAGAAGAAGUCAAAAAAGAAAAGUAAAAAUAAAAGCAGUUCCGAGUCUUCUAGUGACUCUGAGAGUAUUGCAGAAUCUGACAAUGCCAGUAAUGGACUAAUGAUUGAGGAUAGCUCAAAAAGUAUACGCGUUGCUAUGAGGAACAAAAAUAAGCCUGCUGGACAUCCUUUGACACCUAGUGAUUCUGAACGAUAUGUUAAUAAUAAAAUCGACGAGGACAGAGCACUGGUUAAUUCAUUAAGAGAGAAGAUGAAAGUCAGACAAGAACUUGAAGAACAAGAACAACAUCGACAAAUAAUGUCAAAACCACCAUCUCCGGUACCACAACCGGCGCCAGUACCUUACAUUCCACCUGAUCCUAUGCCUACAUGGAGUAAAGAUAAUAAUUCCAAAAAUUUCUGGUUGAAAAAAGAUGAAGACAACAAGCCUGUAAAAAUAGAAGAAUUGCCAAAACCUCAUAUGGGUUUUUGGACGAAGCAGCAAAUAGCUUCACUCAAAGACAAGGACGUCAAAGAGAAAGAAAGAGAAAGAGAUCACGACAGCAAGGAUGGCGAUAAAGAUCGGGAACGUGAUAGGGAUAUUAGGGGUCGGGACCGUGACAGAGAUCGUGACAGAUAUCGCGAUGAAAGAUAUAACAAAUGGGAUAGGAAGGAUGAUCGAUAUAAAGACGACAAGGAUCGAUAUGAUCGUGGAUGGGAUCGUCGAAGAGGAGGCGGUAGAGAUUAUUAUGAUGGCAGGAAUAGAAAGCGCGACGACUCACCGGUCAAAGACGGUGGUCGCAGCAAUUGGGAUCGUGAAACUGUGAGUCCUCGCCGUGAUCGAGACCGUGAGCGUGAGCGUGAACGUGAACGUGAACGUGAACGCGAACGCGAACGUGACCGAGAUCGUGACCGUGAUGAUAAGUACAAGCGUGAUGAUGACGAGGAUAAGAAAAGCGACCGAAAGAAAAGUCAACCACCGCAACCGGGGAAGAAACCAUUGAAUCAAUCACCCGCACCAUCUUCUAAUAGCAAAAGUAAACUCCCGUUCAUUGGUAGAUUACCAUUAUUCAAGAAAAAGGAGGAUACCAAGCCAGAAAAAGAAAUAACUGCAGUUCCGUAUACUCAAAGUAAGUUCGAGAACACCCCACCAGUUCCUACGAAUAUCAUCAAUCCCCCCGGUGUUGUUCACGUACCGAAAUUGGCUACUCCUUUGGUACUUCCUAGCAAUGGAACCGCUGCAAAAGUUCAACAAAUAAAAUCAGUAACAAUGAUACCAUUGAAAGAAAAAGACGAGCCAGUGGAUAUGGAAAUAGAGGAUCAGUCGGAAGAAGCGGAUAUAGAGCAGAACCCGGAGGAUCCUGAUUCGGAAAAAUCAAAUGUGGAUGUCAAUGUUACUCAACCACCACCAGGCUAUCCCAAAAAAGCAACCGAACCGACACCUUUUGUACAUACAGGACCACCUCCACCUUUCGUAACCAAUUCAUUUUUAGCUCCACCAACAAGUCAGCCACCCCCACAAAUGCCACCAACCUUCAUGCCGCCUCCUAUGCAAAUUCCUCCUCCAGGAAUGUAUGUUAACCCGCCGCCACCUGUUGCUGAGCAACAGCAGAUGAUGGUAACUGGAGUACCAGCACCUGAACUCACCACUGAACAAGUCGCCCCUGUUGAACCUGCCAAACGAGCAGAUGGAGCACCUCUACCUGAAGAUCUCCAAGAAGCUUUGAAUAUCAUAUUUCCAGACGAAGCUGCUGCAGAGGCUGCGGCCCAACAAGCAGCAGUUCAAGCACAAGAAACAGCUAUGAUGUACGGUGGAAUGUAUGGUACUGUAUAUGCUGGUUUCAGUGCUGAUUACACAGAACCACCACCAGAAAUUACUCAACAGAAUCCCGAGCAAGAAGCCGACGCUGGGCCCGAUGAUCUAAGAAUGUUGGGUAUCGACGAGGGGGAUACUAUUUUAUAAAGAACUACAAUAUGUAUUUUAGGAAAAAGAAAUAAUUAAAAUUGAUUGUGGUGGUUUUGAGAACGAUAGUGUGAUGGAAACAAAUUUACGUGUACAUUCUUACUAUUAGAAAGGGUUUUUUUACCAAUGAUCGCAUCGGUUGGUACUCAUUUUAAUGUAGAUAAAUGAUACAAAUCAUUUAAUCGUCGACCAGGAUUUUGAUGUUAAUAUGUACCAAUUACAUUAUCUUGUUUAAUGACUACUAUCACUAAAGAUCAAUUCGUUUAAAUUUUUUGUCUUGAAUUAAUAAUGAAUUAUGCAUCCAUUAUCACAAUGCGAAGUGAUAAUGUAUUGAGCAUGUAUGCAUUAUAAAAUAUGUUCAAUGCUCAAUUUACAAUGUACAUAUCUAACUUGACUUUGAUUUUUGUUAAUAUUCAGUUUGUCACAUAUGUGCACCGCAAAAAUUUCAAGUCAGUUUGUCAGUUUGACGAUAAUGUUAUUUUAUGAAAACUUAUUGAUCCUUGUGAACGUAUUUUACAAUUCUAUAGUAUUUAUUGCACCUUAAAACGUUUUUUGAAUUUUUAUAAUUAAGUCAUACUUAUAAAAUUAUUUUCACAAUAAAAUCUAGUUGAUUA